AUGUACAUCAUUGUGGAAAAAAUUACACACACUAGAGAACAUCUUCACAAGGCGGCGGCAGCAAGAAGCAGCCAUAUAAAGAAAAUGACACAAAACAAUAUAUUCAGGCCGCCGCCGGAAAAUAGCAUCAUAAGGAGUGCCGCGGAAAAAAAUAUCUUCAUAAAAAAAAGAACCUCGCGGAAGAAUAUCUUCCCGGUAACAUGA
This is a messenger RNA of Plasmodium inui San Antonio 1, 204 nucleotides long. RefSeq lists its product as hypothetical. Bases 1 to 204 code for a protein of 67 amino acids. The record is from RefSeq and is a predicted model, not a curated record. The transcript has a single exon. Lineage: Eukaryota; Apicomplexa; Aconoidasida; Haemosporida; Plasmodiidae.